Spirodela intermedia is the source of this 3758-nucleotide messenger RNA. The record is from the annotation of a GenBank genome assembly. NCBI's taxonomy places the organism in Eukaryota, Viridiplantae, Streptophyta, Magnoliopsida, Alismatales, Araceae.
AUGGCCGUCUCAGCUUCUCCAAGUUCGCUCUCCAUCGGUUGUCCGACCUGGAAAUCUAAUUCUGUUGCUGCGUCUAGGUCACCUGCUCUAGUGCGAUGGCCCGUCACGGAUCUCAAUCGUAGGCUUCCUCUGUCGAUCCGGUGCAGCUCGGCGACUGGUGCGACUUCCUCUCUCUCUCUCUCUCUCUCUCUCUCUCUCUCUCUCUCUCUCUCUCUGAUUUGCUUAUGUGCCUAUUUUAUUCUUGUAUCUGCAUUCAUCGACCAUGUUUUUCUUCUCAAGUAUGGUUUACCCCGGAGCUCCAUGUACGUUGCUUUCAAUUCAUUUACCUCUCGCAAAUUGUGUAGUUCUCAUUUCUUGCUUCCAUUCUUCCUGCUGCUGUCUUAUUAUUUUGGCCAAUAAUACCCUGUUCUUGGAAAAAAAAAUCCCAUUCAAUCGAUGCUUCUAGGAGUCAAACCCACCCACACACACAUACCCACCCUGAGACGGAGGGAAACUUCUCGUCUUCCGUAUUUCUUCCUCAAAACUAUUUCGUCUUGCAUACUAUAUGUAUUCUAUUUUGAAAAGUUUAGUUUUUUAUUGUAGAAAUUCAACUUUCUUGUUCUUGAAUAACUAUACUGAUGCCUCUCCGAAGCUGCGUUGCGAAGCUUCACCUAGUUUCCUCUGGCUAUGAAGGCAAGCUGAUCCUUAUGGUAGGCACUAGGAAGGGAUCUUCUCUGAACCCAUUUUUAUUUUCACAAUUUACGCUAUGUUUUCCCACCGCCGACAAACUGAACAAAGUUAUGUUCCACCUCGCACCUGACCAGGAAAAUAACGUAUCACAGCAGAUGAAGCAUUCAUACUUUUCAUUAUCCCUUUUACUCUCUGCCCUCUUUCUGUAAAUGAUUCCGUGCAGUUAUGGAUUACCAUCUUGGUGCUGGAAAUCCUAUCCAGUUUUUCAUUGACUCACUGCUUCAUAGUGAUGCAUGUUUUAAUCCGAACCUUGGAAGUAUAAUUUGAUAUCAUCACUAUCUCCUUUUUAUUUUUCCUUUGUCCAUAAAAUAUGGCCUGUGAGUUUUUGAGGACUUUGGACAUCAGAGAAAAACUCUUUUCUGUACCUGAGAACUGAUAAAUCUUUACUUACAGUUAUACCUACAAUGAUGUGAAUGCUCAUGGUCUGGGUGUGAAAGCAUCGCUGAGUAAUGUUUUGUCUUGAAUGCUAUAGAUUUGUAAGAAAGUUAGUUCUUGUAAUUUCGUUUGUCCAUUAGCAUUUCCCCUGUGUAAUUAUCCUUCUUAAUUAAGCAACGGAAUUUUUUCAUGCAUGAACUCUAAGGUUAAGUAAUGGAUUUCUCUUGGUCACUUGUAGAGAUGAUGCAGGUUAGGGUCUAUCUAGACUUCUGAAGGAAUUUCAGUGUUGCGACCAUUGAUUGAAACUUACUUUCUUAGUAUCCUCGGAAAUUCUUGGGAUGCUAAGCUUCACUCAGAUGUUCAUCUUAUUUCUCUGUAUUCCAUAAUCGUUUCAGCAGCAAACACCACAGGAAGCGUUGCACCUGCGAUCAAAUUGACCGAUAAAGCACUGAACCAUCUGAAUAAGAUGAGGAUGGAGCGAAACGAAAAUUUAUGCUUAAGAAUUGGAGUCAAACAAGGCGGAUGCUCGGGCAUGUCUUACACAAUGGAUUUCGAGAGCAGAGCCAAUGCAAGACCUGACGAUUCGAUUAUCGAAUAUAAUGGUUUCGUGAUUGGUAAGUGCUUUGGAGAUAUCUUUUACUUGUGGAAAACAUUAGGCUGCUUAUCUAUAUCUGGUGCAUUAAAUCGGUAUUUUUUUCUGGCAAUCCUCUUUGGACAAUGAAAUCAAGUUGGGCUGAUGUGAGAAGCUAUUACUAUUAAACUGAUAUCACAAGGAAAUCAUGUGACAUCAGUUUGAAUGAUAUUCUUUUACCUUCACAUAUUCAUAAAUCCUCAUACUUACACGGAAAUCGUGUCCUAUCUGAAACACUGUUCCGUGUCAAUGUUUAAGACACAUAUAUUUCUACACAAUUUGAUAGAAUAUAGAAUGCACUGUUCAAAUACCAUUAGACUGGAUAGAAUCCAUUAGUUCUAGUGCAGUAGAAUCAGCCAGAUUGUCCUUAUUUCCUGGGUAAUGGGAAACUGAGAAUGGUAAAAAAAUCAGUUCAACAUCGUGCUGUGUUUAGAACUCCUGCUGGGUACGACCAUUCUUAAAAGGAAUUGACUAGUAUUCUUAAUUUAGUGAUCACGUGAGAUGAUAAGAUUGUAAGUACUCUUCUGUCGAGAAUUCUAAAAUAAAAUUAUGGAAUUUAAUGAUCAAUUGAGAUGAUAGGAUAGGAAACAUUGUUAACAGGGCAACAACAGUAGGCAAAGAAAAUCAAUGAAGAAUUUCUGUGGUAUGCUGGUCCUGUAGAUCAUCGCCUAUGCCUCUCCUUUCCUAUUCAUGUUCACGAUUUGAAUGCGGAAGUGAGAAACCAACGUGGCUCAUGGUAAGUUGGGCUUCAUAAUAAACUUCAUCUUCGGAUUUUAGAGAUGUGUAUUAUAUUACUUUAGUAAUUCUUCUGGCUCCUGUCUUUAGAGUGCUGGGAACGGAGGUAAAUCAAUAAAGAUAUUUGUAAUUAAAUAUUUGGUCUUGGUCUGAUUUCAGUAUCUGCAAGUGGUUUAUGAGCAACGUGAUCAGGGAUGACCCAAUCAGAAAAGGAUAGGAAAGCAAUUGACAGAAUUGGACUUGGGAAAGCAGAGCUUUCUAGGAAGUGAAGGUCGUUGAGGAUGGAGAAGAGAUGACUAUAGGAGACGGGGAAAAUAUGGCUCCCAUGCCAUGGGAGAGAAGAUGGUAGGUAGAAGGUGGCAGAUAAAUGAAGAUGCGGCGGAUUCUGGUUGCUCGUCUGCUAGAAUUGUGCCAAUGAACUUUCAUUUGGCCAGCUCAAGAGAUUCAGUCCCUAAAUCGACCAAACCUCCACAAACCGCACCUGGUUGUUUGAGUGAUCAGUAGGGGAACCUGAGGUUUCUUCCAGCGGGAUGGGCCAGGCUUAGGAAUACAUGAGAGAGAGAGAGAGAGAGAGAGAGAGAGAGAGAGAGAGAGAUGGGUGCAGUUGCAGAGAUCAGCUUUCUACCUGGCCUGAAUAGGACUCAGGCGAGGCUAUUUUCCUUUCCAAUCUUGGUUCUCUGGAUGAAGUGCAGAAAAGAAAUAGAAACUAGCCCAAGCCAGGCCCUGGGCUCACUUGGUUCAUUGGCAUCCCUAGUCGUUUCAUGCAGAUGAUUUUUAGGGAAUUAUCACUCCGGCUGUUCUUUUUCUUAUCUUCGACCAGCGAAUCGCAGUUGUGUCAACUUUCUAGAAAAUGUAUAUUGAGCUAUUUACUUAGCUGGAGACUUGAGAACCCACUCACCAAUCAAGAGGAGGGAGCACAGGGGAUUCAUAGGUAAUGAAAAUUGGCCUAGUUACAGUAGAAGGUUAGGUCAAACUCCACCCGUUCCAUCACUCCCCAGGCGGAACCUGACACCCCUCUUGGACCCAAGUGGCUGAAGCUCAUGGCUUCUCUCUUAUUUUUUUAUUCAUCUGCAGUGAUUUCCUUCCCCUUUAUCUCCACUGGGUUCAUGCUUCGCUUCCUUCUGACUCUCUCCCUCUUCUUGCAGUCACUGAUCCCAAGAGCCUCCUAUUUCUCUACGGAAUGCAGCUGGAUUUCAGCGACGCACUCAUCGGCGGCGGCUUCUCCUUCAAGAACCCUAAUGCUACUCAAACCUGUGGCUGCGGCAAAUCCUUUGCGGCAGAAAUGUAA